This is a messenger RNA of Aspergillus glaucus CBS 516.65, 2631 nucleotides long. It is a transcript of the gene facB, whose product is annotated as C6 transcription factor FacB/Cat8. The coding region runs from base 1 to 2631 and encodes 876 amino acids. Gene Ontology annotation, biological process: DNA-templated transcription; regulation of DNA-templated transcription. The transcript is spliced from 5 exons. Gene Ontology annotation, molecular function: DNA binding; DNA-binding transcription factor activity, RNA polymerase II-specific; zinc ion binding. Lineage: Eukaryota; Fungi; Ascomycota; Eurotiomycetes; Eurotiales; Aspergillaceae. The record is from RefSeq and is a predicted model, not a curated record.
AUGCCUGGAAUCCUGCCCAUGAAAGUCAUCAAAGUCGGCGGCGGCAGUCAAAGUCGUAUCGCUCAGGCGUGUGAUCGCUGUCGAAGCAAGAAGAUCCGCUGCGACGGCGUCCGACCGUGCUGUUCGCAGUGCGCCAACGUCGGUUUUGAAUGUAAAACCAGCGACAAGCUCAGUCGUCGAGCUUUCCCUCGGGGAUACACAGAAUCUCUUGAGGAACGCGUGCGAGCGUUGGAGUGUGAAACGCGCGAUUUGAAGAGUCUGUUGGAUGAGAAGGAUGAGAAGAUUGAUGUGCUGUCCCGGAUAUACUCUUUUUCGCCCCCAUCACAACAGCAGCAACAGCAAAAACAGAAGGCUACUUCACGAUCACCGCAGGCGCGCUCGCCUUCAGAUAGUGUUACUCAGAAGGCGUCCGAUGCGGCAGAGGGUGUUAUUCACGUGAAGCCAUCGUCACAAUCAACGGCUUCCUCGGAUGAUGCUCCGACUGCCAGUGGACUGUCCAGCACGCGUGGCUUUACUGACGCUUUAACCGGCAAAUUGAACGACCAAGGAAAACUCGCUCCCGAGGCCUCAACACAAUUCCUCACCCAAUCCCCACCCGUCGUUUGCCAUAUUCGUGGACACCAGACGAUCGAAACGCCGCCUCGGCUGGUUUCGGAUCAGCUCAUCAGCAUCUACUUCCAGGAAUGGGCCCCUCUUUACCCGGUGAUCCACCGUCCGACCGUCCUUAAGGCUUACGAACAAUACCUCUCAAACGCCGAAUCUAUGCAAAACACCCCUCAUGACCUGGCACAGUUGAAUUUGAUUUUUGGAAUUGCCGCGCUGGCCUCAAUCUCGAGGACCAACCAGGACCCCGCUUUCUUCGAGAAGAAUUGGACCUCCACCCUCGAGUCGCUCUCCACCGACAUUUCCGUCCCGACUUUGCAAUGUUUCAUUCUGGCGCAGAUCCAUUGUAUGACCAAGGCCGAUUACACUAGUUUGUUGCGCUACCGAGGUAUUGCGGUUGGCAUCUGCCACCAGCUGCGGUUGCAUCAGAGCCAAAAGCACAUCACCAACCCCCUGAUUGGUGAGACGCGUAAGAAGAUCUUCUGGUGCCAAUAUGUCCUAGAUCGAUUGACUGCGGCCAUGACUGGUCUGCCGAUCCUCCUGCGGGAGGAGGACAUCCGUACCGAGUACCCUGAGGACGUUGAUGAUGAGAACAUUACCGAAACUGGUUUCCUGCCCACCCUACCUGGCGAGUCUACGAGAUUGUCCAGUGCGAUCGCCCUUUUUGCCGCUUCGAGAAUCCUGAACACGGUUUUGCACGAUCUUUACUCUUCUGAAUCCGAAUACGACCUCUAUGUUUCCAAGCUCCGUGCCGCUUCGAACCAAUUAGAUAAGUGGGCGCAGAACCUGCCUCCUCACCUGCGCCUGGAGUUUGCGCAGGACAAGCCCGCCACUAAUGUGACGAGUAGCCGUUCGCCGCUUCUGUCUUUGGUGUACUACUACAUCCGGUCGUUGGUCCAUCGCCCCGCCGUUUGCUUUGCUGAUGAGCAAAUCCGUUCUCCUUCGGUCUUGGCCGUGUCGGACUCGAGCAAGCACAUCAUCCAGAUUUUGGAGCUUCUCGAUGAGCGACGUCUCUGCCUUUCUGUCAGCAUGAGCCGAAAGGAAAUUGUCUUGAUGUCCGGAUUGGGUCUCUUGUGGCAAACCUUGGGUUUGAAGCGGGACAGCAAGCUCGCCAAGGAAAGCCAGAAGUUGCUUUCCACCAUCAUCGACCAGCUGACGUCGGAGUCUGCGUCCGCGGCAAGUGAGUUCAGCAACGUGGCCGGUACCCUGAUUUCGCUGGACGGUGGUAAAGGCGGAGCGAAAUCCCAAGACACGAGCGCAGCGGCUCAGAGAUCUUCCAAGUCUCCCAAGAAGCAGAUGCAGUCCUGGAAGCAACGCUUGGCGGCCAGCAUGCCCAACCAGGGACAGAGACAGGAGUCGCAGUCCCGCCGGGCCACCAUUUCCGGCGCGAGCCCGUCUAUCGACCAUCGCCACAUUCGUUCCUCGAGCCAUACCAGCCUCCCGUCGGUGCAACCCGAGCACAUCCACAGCCCUCACUACCAAGACACGUAUCCAGUUGCUCCUUCGUCGACCAUGUAUGACAGCCAUUCGCGGGCCAUGUCCUGCUCGGGGCCUUCUGAUGUUUCCAACGGCGCCAUCACAGUGGCAGAUUGGGAGUUUGUGCUGAGUGACAUGGAUCGUGGUUACUCGAACAUUUUCACGGGUAUCUACGGCGGCAAGGAGUGCGGCGAAGACACCGGCCCGUUUGCCUCGAUCACGGCCGAGUAUGGUGGUCAAAAGCCGCAGACCUCCAUGCCCAUGACAGCACCGCAGGACAUGCAGGGUCUGUCUCCGGAGGCGUGGUCGGCCACGAGCAGCGACAUUCCUCUGAAGCAGGAGAUGGCAUCGCAGAGCGUCCUCAGCUACUCUGAGGAUAGCAUGGCCGGUGGCUCUGACGAUGGAGUCGCCUUCCAGGACCUGCACAUGUCCCCGGAAGACCACGCCAACAUGAUGGAUCCGUUUCGGGGCAUUGUGAUUCCGACUGAGGAAGAAAUGGGCAGUUAUGGUUUGGUUGACGGAACCAGCUGGGAGAGACGGUUGGCCGUCUAA